Molecule: messenger RNA, 703 nt
Organism: Dendrobium catenatum
Lineage: Eukaryota; Viridiplantae; Streptophyta; Magnoliopsida; Asparagales; Orchidaceae
Product: DNA-directed RNA polymerases II, IV and V subunit 11
Exons: 5
Coding region: 115-477 (120 amino acids)
Biological process (GO): transcription by RNA polymerase II
Cellular component (GO): RNA polymerase II, core complex
Molecular function (GO): DNA binding; protein dimerization activity
Source: RefSeq, a predicted model, not a curated record
GGACCAACCGGGACACCGGACGAAAUAAUUAGCCCGUCAAAGGCGCUUGCCGGCGUCUGAUCAUCCUAACUCGAAAGGUAGAGAUCAGGGUUUUGGCGGCGCAGAAGCGAAAUCAUGAACGCCCCCGAUCGAUACGAGCGAUUCGUUGUACCCGAGGGCACGAAGAAGGUCGCGUAUGAGAGAGAUACCAAGAUUGUCAAUGCCGCCUCUUUUACGAUCGAGCGUGAAGAUCAUACCAUUGGAAACAUUCUGCGGAUGCAGCUGCAUAGGGAUCCAAAUGUUCUGUUUGCUGGAUAUAAGCUUCCGCACCCCCUACAGUACAAGAUCAUAAUAAGGAUCCACACUGCCAGCCAGUCUUCUCCAACGCAGGCAUAUACUCAAUCUAUUGAUGAUCUUGACAGGGAGCUCGAUCACCUGAAGAAAUCCUUUGAGGAGGAGAAAAGAAUGUAUGAAGAGAAGUUCAGGCAGGGUUACUAAGGGCUUUGGGCGCCCCAGUAGAGAGUUGGUGCUGUCUUUUGCUGCUGGCCUGGUUGAACAAAAAAGCAGUUUUAACGUCAUGAUGUUGUAAGUCCGUAAUUUUAACUCAUCAACCGUAUGAAUUACUGAUCAUCAAUCCUUAAUUCUAGCUGCCCAAGAAAUUAAAAAUGUAUGCUUCCAGCACUGCUGUUCGUUUGGAAUGUAAUUUGAUUGAAGUCCUUUAAAA